AUAGACAGUAAUACCCCACCAAUAAUUCACUAUCGCUCCUAAAAAGAUCGACAUUCAACCACCCAGGCCCACAAAUCACCGGAGCCAAAUUAUGAGUUCGUUGGACUUCGCCAACGCGCUGUUUACCAAAUACCAACAAUCCACAAUGAGCUGUGGACUGCUUUCAGCGGACACUUCAACUUCUCACUGUCCGUCUUCUUCUCCUUUUCCCGCCGUGUCUUCUUCGUGCGCCUUCGUGUCCAGAGGAUAUCGCCACCAUUAUGCAUCCAGUGAGAGAGGCAGCAGCAGAGUCCAGUUUCCUCCCUCUUCUUCUUCUCCUCCCUCUUCCUCUUCUCCUUUAUCAUUUGGGUCUUCUCUUUCGGGACUAAACGGGGGCAUUAGGGGUGUUGAGGCUACAGAAAUAUGCUCAGCAGGAGGUUAUAACUCACUGGGAGUUCGGCCGUUGAGAUGCCCCGCAGAGCUGUUCCCACUCAAUCGGACUCAGUUAUGCUCGCUGGCUCCGAAGCUUCCUGAGCCGACCUCCAGGAGGCAGAGCAGCCCCGAUCAAAGAAGGCUAAACCACGAGAGACUGCGUAUUUACCCCUGGAUGAAAAGCUCAGUCUCUGACAGACGAAGAGGCCAACAGACGUACACGCGGCAUCAAACCCUCGAGCUGGAGAAGGAGUUCCACUUCAACCGGUACCUAACGCGUAAACGGCGGAUAGAGGUCGCGCACGCUCUCGGCCUCACAGAGAGACAGAUCAAGAUCUGGUUCCAAAAUCGGAGGAUGAAGUGGAAAAAGGAGAACAUUGUGACGAAGAGCGGCGCCCCCACAGCAGUGAGUCGAGAAGAAGAGGAGGCGGUCGAUGAGGAGGACUGAUGUGUGACCAUAGAUUUUAAGAGAUAAGAAAAAUGUAUCAGAAUUUACAGGAUAGGACCAUUUUCAACAAAGAACUCUUCUGUUACAAUUCAAGAAUCCUAGACUCCUUCGUGUUAUUACCUCAAGUGAUUUGCGGCAGAAAGGCACGAGAUGGUUGUUGAUGCAAUGAACAGCAGCACUUGUGACUUCUGUGGAUUCGUGUUAUAUCUAUUCCAUGUGCAGUUAUGUAUGUAUAUAUUUUUAUGUUUGAAAAAGUCUGAGCCCAUAAAUCACAAUCCAAGAGCUAUACUAGCUUUUCGUUUCUGUUAUUAUUGUUCUUAUUAUCACUUCAGAGCGAAAGUAGGCAAUCCUCUCCGCAAUAUUUUGAUUUGUCCCCUCAAUAUUUAGCGGAAGAGGUUAAUUUAUAUCCCCCCCUCCCCCCAUAUUUUAAUGCUACUAAUAGAUUAAAACAGUAAGAUUUAUUUUUUUAAUGACUCAGCAGGUAUUCUGCUUAAUGGGAAAACUGUAGGAAGAAUUGUCCGCGAGCAGUACUGCAUUAUACUCCUGUUUGUUUUUGUGUUAUUUAGUGUCUGAAAGUUCUGUUUUACCUUAUAAGACGUUGUUACCAUAAAUGUAUAAAGAUAGACCGAGACAUUUCAUAUGAAACAUUCAUGUGGUAAGGUGCUCCAACAAAUUUCGUUGCAGCAGAAGGCUGAUUUUUAUUUUAAAUGAUCGCGUU
Molecule: messenger RNA, 1577 nt
Organism: Maylandia zebra (zebra mbuna)
Lineage: Eukaryota; Metazoa; Chordata; Actinopteri; Cichliformes; Cichlidae
Gene: hoxb7a
Product: homeobox B7a
Biological process (GO): regulation of transcription by RNA polymerase II; anterior/posterior pattern specification
Cellular component (GO): nucleus
Molecular function (GO): RNA polymerase II cis-regulatory region sequence-specific DNA binding; DNA-binding transcription factor activity, RNA polymerase II-specific
Source: RefSeq, a predicted model, not a curated record